This is a messenger RNA of Chelmon rostratus (copperband butterflyfish), 3600 nucleotides long. RefSeq names its product potassium voltage-gated channel, subfamily H (eag-related), member 4a (gene kcnh4a). Bases 1 to 3600 code for a protein of 1199 amino acids. The record is from RefSeq and is a predicted model, not a curated record. Gene Ontology annotation, cellular component: membrane. NCBI's taxonomy places the organism in Eukaryota, Metazoa, Chordata, Actinopteri, Chaetodontiformes, Chaetodontidae. Gene Ontology annotation, biological process: regulation of membrane potential; potassium ion transmembrane transport. Gene Ontology annotation, molecular function: voltage-gated potassium channel activity. The transcript is spliced from 16 exons.
AUGCCUGUGAUGAAGGGCCUCCUUGCUCCACAAAACACCUUCCUGGACACCAUUGCAAACCACUUUGAUGGCACUCACAGUAACUUCCUCCUGGGAAACGCUCAGGGUCGUCACGGCUACCCCAUCGUGUACUGCUCUGACGGGUUUUGUGAGCUGACCGGCUUUGUUCGGACAGAGGUAAUGCAGAAAACGUGCACCUGCAGCUUCCUCCACGGAGCUGAGACCAGCGAGAGUGUAAUCCAGCAGGUGGACAAGGCUCUGGAGGGCCAGCAGGAGUACCAGGGAGAGGUCUGCUUCUAUCGGAAAAAUGGAAAUCCAUUUUGGUGCCUCCUGGAUAUCGUGCCAAUUAAAAAUGAGAAAGGUGAGGUUGUGCUUUUCCUCUUAUCCUUCAAAGACGUCAGUGAAUCGUACGGGAAAAGCCAUCGCUACAGCCAAGCAGACGGUAUGUCAGAAGCCGCUCACCACAUGAGGAAAAACAAUCGAUCGCACUUUUCCCAAGCUCGAGAGAGGGGGAGGACUAUCCUGCACCAAAUGACCAACCUGUUCAGCAAGAGGGGCAACAGGAAACUGGCCAAGACUGUGUUCCAGAAACCGUCUCUACCCGAGUACAAGGUGGCAGCUGUGAAGAAGUCCCGUUUCAUCCUGCUGCACUACAGCAUCUCCAAGGCCCUGUGGGACUGGCUCAUCCUGCUGGCCACCUUCUACGUGGCGGUCGCCGUGCCUUACGACAUCUGCUUUGUCGGCCAUGACGAGGGCGGUGACCAUCGCUCGCUCGUCAGCCGCAGCACCAUUGGCAGCGACAUUGCGGUGGAGAUGCUGUUCAUACUCGAUAUUAUCCUGAAUUUUCGGACCACCUAUGUGAGUCAGUCAGGUCAGGUAGUGUACGACGCCCGAUCCAUCUACCUCCACUAUUGCACCACCUGGUUCUUCGUGGAUCUGAUCGCAGCUUUGCCCUUCGACCUUCUCUACGCUUUCAACAUCACAGUGACCUCGCUGGUGCACUUGCUGAAGACGGUUCGUCUGCUCCGGCUGCUGCGCCUCUUACAGAAACUGGACCGCUACUCCCAGUACAGCGCUGUGGUCCUGACGCUGCUCAUGUCUGUGUUUGCUCUGCUGGCUCACUGGAUGGCCUGCGUCUGGUACGUCAUCGGACGCAAGGAGAUAGAAAGCAGUGAUCCCGUUACCUGGGACAUAGGCUGGCUUCAGGAGUUGGGAAAGCGUCUGGAGACCCCGUACAUCAACAGCACCACGGGUGGACCCUCCAUGCCUAGCGCAUAUAUCGCCUCUCUCUACUUCACGCUCAGUAGUCUCACCAGUGUCGGUUUUGGCAACGUGUGCGCCAACACAGACGCCGAGAAAAUCUUCUCCAUCUGCAUCAUGCUCAUGGGUGCACUGAUGCACGCAGUGGUCUUCGGCAACGUAACAGCCAUCAUCCAGCGCAUGUACUCACGCCGCUCUCUCUACCACACCCGCAUGAAGGAUCUCAAGGACUUCAUCCGGGUGCAUCGGCUACCUCAGCAGCUGAAGCAGAGGAUGCUGGAGUACUUUCAGGCCACCUGGUCAGUCAACAACGGCAUUAAUGCCAAUGAGCUGCUGCAUGACUUUCCAGACGAACUCCGAGCUGACAUUGCCAUGCACCUGAAUAAAGACAUCCUGCAGCUGCCUGUAUUUGAGCGAGCCAGCAGAGGGUGCCUGCGCUCCCUCUCCCUGCACAUCAAGACCUCGUUCUGUGCACCAGGGGAAUACCUUAUACGCCACGGAGAUGCUCUACAAGCCAACUAUUUUGUCUGCUCGGGUUCCCUGGAGGUUCUGAAAGAUGGCAUGGUCCAGGCCAUCCUGGGCAAAGGUGAUCUUAUUGGGGCUGACCUCCCAGAACAUGGCCAGGUGAUCAAGACCAAUGCAGACGUGAAGGCACUGACCUACUGUGACUUGCAGUACAUCAGUGUUAGGGCUUUGAGGGAGGUCCUUGAGCUGUACCCCGAGUAUGGCAGCCGGUUCAGCUCUGACAUCCACCACAACCUCACCUACAACUUGAGGGAGGGCAGUGAAGCUGAUGGAGUGACAAAGUUUCCAUGGUCUUCCAGGCCGUCUCAGGGUCAUGCUUCUAUGGACCAUAAACUACCCUAUAUAAUUGAGGCAGAUGAUGCAGCACAUGGAGAAGCCAUGAGACACUCUCAGCAGAGAAGAGUGCCUCUGCUACAUGGAGUAGGCAGCCCUGUGCGUCAGCCCUGUCUCAGCACCCUGUUAGGAGAGGAGCUCCACCACAUCAAUGCGCUCCGCCUCUGCAGGUCGCCUGUUCAGGACGGCAGAGGCCGCAGCCCCUCUCCUCAGCCGUUCCCCGGUGAAGAGCUCUGCCCGUCUCCUUUGUCCAGGCUUACCAGUGACCCAGGCUUGAACCAUCGGCCUGCCAAGCUUCUCAUGCCAUCCUUACCUUGUGUUAGUCCACUGAACCUCAGCCCCAGGGUCGUGGAUGGAAUUGAGGACAAUGGUCAUGCAUUUCAAUUUAAUGUAGAGCAGAGCGAGACAAAGACUAAUGUAACAGACCGCUUCCAGGUGAGUGCUAACCUGCUUCUGGAGACAGAGGAAGUGAGACAGAACAUCAGCAAACUGAACAAAGAGGUGAACAACUUGAACCAAGAAAUAUCCAACCUGGCCAAGGAGCUCCAUGACAUCAUGCAUUUCCUACCAUCUCAUGCAGCCAUGCUCCAUUAUACCCCUCCAGCCUCCUCAUAUUCCUAUGGCGUACCCAUGGCUCCCAGUCCCAGUGUGACGGCUCCCAGCAGCUGGCAGCCACAUGUUCCUUUAAAUAUUGCAACCGGGCUGCACCUCCAUCAUGAAGCAAUCAGCCACCCUGCCAGAAAUGUGUGGGGCUGCAGUGGGAUGUCCUCCCAAGGCAGAAGUCCCACCUUGCUGCACUCUUCAAGCCCAAUGUCAUCCUGUUUACACCUGUGCUGCUCUGACAGAGAGGGGGGCACAGCGCACAGGUUACAGAGCCAGUGUGGCACCUUUCAAACUUCCAGAGCGACCCCAAACUCUGCCUACAUGACCCAUCCGCAUGCCCAGGGAGGUCCAUCCCUCCUGGCCCUCAGUUCUGCCUUCAGCAGCUUCCCAGGGGUUUGUCAGGCCCCACAGGUGGCCUACAAUGCCACUAUUCCCACCAUGAGCAACUCCCUUUGUUCCCCAGUCAAUUCUGGCUGCUCCCAUUCAUCCCUGAGCGUUCAAACCAACUCUGAUCCCACACACAAUCAAACCAACUCCCAGACACCCAUCCAUUCCUCCAUCACCCCAACUGGCCAGCCACAGUAUCACACGACCUUCAGCUCUCUCAGUUCAGGGGUCCACACUUCCAUCUGCACAGAGCACAACCAGAGUCAGCAGGGUGGUCCCAGGCAAAAUGACCCCGUAGGAUCCAGCCCCAUCCGCCACACACAGGACAUUGCAUGUUCUCUGCUGGGGCAGGUAACAGACUCCAACUGCAGAGCUUCGCUGUAUCAAGAGAGGACUGAUAAUAAUGAAUUUCAUGGUAUGAGCAGCUGUACUCCAACUGUAGAAGUUCAGCUACCUCUCUUGGAUAUGGACGGAAUGCAAACCCCUCACUGA